UGUUGGACCACAAUUCUAGUCUACCUGCUAUGGUCCUCUUCUGGGCCCACUGAUUUUCUUCUCAACUCUAUCUUGAAAUUUGUACGUACUAAGUGGAUACUACAUGGUGUUCGUUUAAUGUAUUUGAACUGUUCAUUUUGAUUUUGGCUGGCUCAGGCACUACAUAGGCACGGUCACACGGUACUUACCGGACACCCUAAAAUUUCUCCUAUAUAUCAUACUAUGAUACCCCAGAGUCCAGACCAGACAGAAAGAGCAAACUACUCCAUAUGCUCAAUCAUCGGAGAAGGAAGAAAGAAAGAUGAAGAUGAUGGGAGAGUCUUGGGCAGAACUGGGAUCAAGAAUUGCCGGCCUAAUGUUCGUCUGGGCCACAAUUCAACAGUUCUUCCCGCACCAGCUCCGAGCCUAUCUCGAUAAAGUGAGCGACAAACUUCUCGGAAUCGUUUACCCGUUCGUUCAGAUCACAGUCCACGAGUACACCGGCGGCAGGCGCAACGAGGUCUAUGCCGCCAUCGAGAGCUACCUCGGUGCCAAGUCCACCGCUCAAGCCCGGCGUCUCAAGGCCGACAUGGUCAAGAACAGCAAGUCUUUCGUCCUGAGUUUGGACAAGAGCGAGGAGGUCACGGAUGAGUUCAGAGGUGUCAAGCUCUGGUGGGUUUUGAAGGAGAGCGUCCGGAGCCCUACGACUUUUUCCCUAUAUCGCUCUGCUCCGGACGAACGAAAGUAUUACAUGCUCUCGUUCCACAGAAAAAACAGAGACAUUGUCGCCGGGGCGUACUUGAGUUAUGUCAUGGAAGAAGGGAAGGCGCUCGAGCUCAAAAACCGCCAACGGAAGCUUUACACGAACAAGCCGAACGAUAGUUGGGGCUGGGAAGGGAAGCAUUUGUGGAAUCACAUAGUUUUCGAGCAUCCGGCGUCAUUUCGGACGCUGGCAAUGGAUCCCAAGAAGAAGCAGGAGAUUAUCGAUGAUUUGAUCGCUUUCGGCAAGAGCAAAGAGUAUUACGCAAAGAUUGGGAAGGCUUGGAAGCGCGGGUAUCUGCUUUACGGCCCGCCGGGGACCGGUAAGUCCACCAUGAUCGCGGCCAUGGCUAAUUUCUUGAACUACGACGUUUACGAUCUUGAGCUGACGUCGGUGAAGAACAAUUCGGAUUUGAGGAAGCUGUUGGUGGACACGUCGAGCAAGUCCAUUAUCGUGAUCGAGGACAUCGAUUGCUCGCUCGACCUUACGGGCAAAAGGAUGAAGAAGAAGAAGGGGAAAAGUGGGGAGGAAGAACAGAACGACCCGCUCGAGGCGAAAGAGAAGGAGAACGAGGGAGACGACGGAAGCAAGGUUACGCUUUCCGGGCUGUUGAACUUUAUCGAUGGGAUUUGGUCUGCCUGUGGUCCGGAGAGGAUAAUCAUUUUCACGACUAACCACAAGGACAAACUCGACCCGGCUCUCAUUCGGAGGGGGCGAAUGGACAUACACAUCGAAAUGUCGUAUUGCAAGUUCGAAGCGUUCAAGGUGCUGGCGAAGAAUUACCUGGAUGUCGAUUCCCACCCUUUGUUCGAAACCGUGGGCCGUUUGCUGGAGGAAACAAGCAUGAGUCCUUGCGAUGUUGCAGAGAACUUGAUACCCAAGACGGCUUCGAAAGAGGUUGAGACUUGCUUGAACAACCUGGUUGAGGCUCUCAACAAGGCCAAGCAAACGGCUAGGUUGAAUGCUGAGAAAGAAGCGAAAACGAAGAAAGUAUCUGCUAGAAGAUAUAGUCGAUGGAUGAAGAUGAUUGGGAAGCUGAGGAGGAAAAAUGAGGACUGAAAAUAAAAAGUAACAACGAUUGUAGAUGAUAUUUCUUGUUCCUUAACCCGUAGAAGUUACGAAACAAGAUCGAAUCUAAUGAAUACAACGUUGUUUAAGUUUA
This is a messenger RNA of Rhododendron vialii, 1901 nucleotides long. Its product is annotated as AAA-ATPase ASD, mitochondrial-like. The coding region runs from base 302 to 1798 and encodes 498 amino acids. The record is from RefSeq and is a predicted model, not a curated record. Gene Ontology annotation, molecular function: ATP binding; ATP hydrolysis activity. Lineage: Eukaryota; Viridiplantae; Streptophyta; Magnoliopsida; Ericales; Ericaceae. The transcript has a single exon.